AUGCUCGACACUUUGGACAUCGCCGCUCACGUGGUCGAAAUGGAGGCAGCAGGCAAGAAGAAGCUUCCCAACGAGAAGCUGGAAAAGGUCAUGGGACGAGGGUCGCCCCACGCGGAGAAGAGCUUGUGCACCGUGGAGCUCGACCAGGAUCUGAAGCAGGUGGUUGACAAUAUCUCCGGCAACCAUCGGCGGGCGCUGGUCCUGGAAGAUGGCAAGCCGCUGAGCAUUAUUACGCACUCCACGAUCAUCGCUUUCAUGAACAGCAAGCUCUCUGAACUCGAG
Messenger RNA from Symbiodinium necroappetens, 282 nucleotides. The record is from the annotation of a GenBank genome assembly. Lineage: Eukaryota; Dinophyceae; Suessiales; Symbiodiniaceae.